Aureobasidium musti is the source of this 855-nucleotide messenger RNA. Lineage: Eukaryota; Fungi; Ascomycota; Dothideomycetes; Dothideales; Saccotheciaceae. The record is from the annotation of a GenBank genome assembly.
AUGGACGGCGACCCAUUGACCAGCCAGCUCUCCAUCGGCUGCGACGGUGGCAUGCAAGUUCCAAACACGGGCCUUAAUGCCCACAACAAGUUCGAGACUGAUUCGUCCAUGACGCGCAACGACUUCUACACCUCGCCCAAUGGUGAUUCGUACAGCGUCAAUGCCACAAUCUUCGGGUACAUGAACGACUUCUGCAAUGGUGACUUCACACUAGGAUGCAUGGGUCCUUAUAUGGGCUCUCGUUACAACUAUUCCAAAGAGACAAANCCCGUAUGUAUUCCCUAUCCUGACCUGUCUCUCAAAAGAUACUGCCAACCUCGCGUCACAAGCGAACUUGCACUAACACAAUCUAGCAAUUUCUUCUUUGGUCCUCUCGGCCUCUUUGCUUUUGGUACCGCGACUCUUCCUCAAGAGUCCUUCGCUUCCUACGGCAAUGCCGGCACGCCCUCCGUAGACACAAUCCAGUAUUUCUGGGCUGUUGACCGCUCCUCCUCGGAUUCCUCCACCUGGACUGCAAAUCCCGGCCACGAAAGCAUCCCGCCUAAUUGGUACAACCGACCGACCGCGCUUUCCUUCGCCGAAAUCCUUGCAGAGACAUCGCUGCUAUAUGCUGAGGCGGGCUAUCCUGCAUUCGGAGGCAACGUAGGCAAGACUUACAGUUUCGUCGGAUUGGACUUCGAGGCGGCAGGAAUCGAGAAUGGCGUACUGAAAGAUUCGAGUGCUGAAGGCAUCGCAUGUCUAUUCCAACAAGUACUUGUCGAUGGUAAGUCAAUCAUCACUGUGUCUCUAUUCUUCCUUUGCUCUCUUGCCUUUAAGAUUCUGCAAUGGAAGAAUUGCCCAGGUACAGACUGCUAA